Molecule: messenger RNA, 985 nt
Organism: Fukomys damarensis (Damara mole-rat)
Lineage: Eukaryota; Metazoa; Chordata; Mammalia; Rodentia; Bathyergidae
Exons: 6
Coding region: 334-843 (169 amino acids)
Biological process (GO): response to nutrient levels; positive regulation of receptor signaling pathway via JAK-STAT; female pregnancy
Cellular component (GO): extracellular region
Molecular function (GO): hormone activity; prolactin receptor binding
Source: RefSeq, a predicted model, not a curated record
CAGCUGACUACCUUUAUAUCUUCUCUCAUCUGAAGUGCCUAUUUGGACAUCCUUGACUUUGAUGUGAGGUUUACAGUCUGACAUAAGGACCAGAUGCGGAGCAGUCAGGCCUUCUUUGGUAGCUUGUGCUUCCUGCUGUGACCAUCAGCAUGGACGGCAAGGGAAAAGACUCCCUCAUCCUGCUGGUUACGUUCACCUUGCUCCUGUGUAAGAAUGUGGCUUCCUUGUCCACCUGCUCUGCCAGGGAUGGGUGCUGGGAGAACUUCCGAGAACUGUUUUAUUCUGCAAACAUGUUGUCUGAAAUAAUGCAACAGUCCUCUUCAGAUCUCUUGCAUGAAUUUGACACCCAGUAUUCUCAGAGCCCAUUCCUGUCUACGUCGGCCACGAGCCAGUGUCACACAGCCUCCCUCGCCACUGCGUCCCUCCCUAGCACAGCUGCCCAGGAGCAACCCCAGCAGGCGCAGGGCGCUGCCCCGGCCGAGGCGCUGCACCUGGCGGCCCGGCUGCUGCGCUCCUGGGACGACCCCCUCUUCCACCUGGUCAGCGAGGCGCACCUGCUGCUCGCGCUGCACCUCCUCCUUCGGAGCUAGAGGCGGUGUGGCGCUGCUCAGCCACCGGCUCCAGAGGGUCCUGCGGAGUAUCGCCCACCAGUUUUAUCCUGACGUGCCAGGCACAAUGGACUAUGCUGUCUGGACAGAGCUUCCUUCCCUUCAGUCAACUGAUGAAGAAACUCACUUGCCUGUUUUUUAUAACCUGCUUCACUGCUGGAGCAUGGAUGCAAAGAAGAUUCACACUUAUCUCAAAGCAGUGGAGUGCCAGGUCAUCUCUGAUGGCAACUGCUGAGAACAAGCCCAUUUCCCCUCUUUCCAAGAUGGUCCUUCUGGCUGGAGAUGUGUCUCAGUAGCGCUGUGCCUGCCUGGCAAGCACAAGGUCCUGAGUUCAAUCUCUGGUACUGAACAUGUCUCUCUUCUUACAAAAUAAAAGC